AUCACUGUCCCUGCAGUGCUCAAGAAAUGGCGCUCAUGAAGCUAAGUGAUAGGACAUCUCUGCAGAUGAUGACAGUUGGGAAGGAACAACAGUUGACUGAGAAAAACAGUGGCUUUCUCCAAAAUAUGGAUGCAGCUCAAGGUGCGAUGCAGAAUUUGCUGAGGGGAUUUACUAAAAUGGACCACAUCUUGGACAGAUCAGAUGAUAAGGACAACACUUUCUCCGAAAAGCCUCAAACUGCCUUCCUUCACGAGACAGAGACAACUAAAUGGAAUAUGGUGGAGCUGGAGGCUGAGCAUCACCGGGACCAACAGAAUGAAUGGGAGGGGCAAGAAACAAAUCAGGUUCAGCACGAGGAUCCUGACAUGUCCACAUCUUUGCAGUUUUCCAAGGAGAACAUCCCUGAACUGACUCGGGAAAACACGUUCUUUCAGCUGAACUACUGGAAUACACAGAUGGGUCUACAAGUGAAAGAACUUGGAGCCGAUCACAUAGGCUGGAUGGAGAAAAUCAACAAUAUUAUCCGAAAAAUAAACCUAACAGAAGACACAAUGAAGAGAUUAUUAAAUGAGGUGAUAUCUCUGGAGGGUCAAAUUGAAAAGCUAGAGUCACACCAGGACCUUGGCCCUGAUCAGGGAGCAAAUAUUGAGGUAAAUGCUUGUAAUGAAGCUCAUGAAUUAAAGGAAAAACUCAUUGCAAGAAUGAAGAACUUUUACAAAGACAUGACUCUGAUUAGUACAAAGCUGGGAAUGUACCAAAUGCAAGAAGGGAAAACAGACUCUCAGAGUCCUGAAGAAAUGGUCAUGGAAGAAAGUGAGCCCCUGCUUCCUCAGGCUCCACCACCCCCUUCAGUACAGAACAGUCCUGCCAGCGUUACAGUGUGGAAACGUGCACUGAGGAUUUUCAUCAUGUUUUAUGUCCUCAUCUUCACUGGACUUUCAUGUUACAUCCUAUUUUUUGAUGCUACGUUUAUCUUUGAAAGCUUGCUCCCCACAAUGCUUGGACGCCGCAGAAUGUGGGAACUUCGGGAGAUCAUUACACCUUUCUUAAACUUGGAAGUGGAAGACUUGUUACCUUCCUAG
Messenger RNA from Neogale vison (American mink), 1082 nucleotides. It is a transcript of the gene SMCO2, whose product is annotated as single-pass membrane protein with coiled-coil domains 2. NCBI's taxonomy places the organism in Eukaryota, Metazoa, Chordata, Mammalia, Carnivora, Mustelidae. The record is from RefSeq and is a predicted model, not a curated record. The transcript is spliced from 8 exons. Bases 27 to 1082 code for a protein of 351 amino acids.